UUUUUGGUGAAAACAACAAAUUUUACUCAAAUAAGAAUAGUGACACUUCAUUAUGAAUUUACUCAAGUCAAAAGUAAAACGGAUAAUAAAGGUAGUAAAAAUUACUCGUAAAAGUGCACUUUUCCAAAAAGUUGAGUAAAUGUAAGUAUUUACUAGCUAACAUUGCAACGACGUAAGCUGGAGAUGCGAGAAGGGAAGAGGAGGAGGAGGAAGAAAAGAUGACUGCCAGUCCGUCCCACUCCCGCAAAGGCGAUAAGUCUUGACGGCCAAAACCGAUCCGGAUACUCCGGACUUCCACGUCCAGAGAAACACAACUGACGAAGGAGACCGCUUCUUCCUCCUCCUCUUCCUUCCCCGAUUCCGAGGGAACUCGACUCAGGAAGAAGCGACUGCGGGACGGACAGAGAGUCGAGAUGCUGGCUCAGAUCCUUAAGGAGAUGUGGGUGGACCCCGAGGUGCUGGAGGCCCUCAGCGAGGAGCAGAAGAGGGUCCUGUUUCUGAAGAUGAGAGAGGAGCAGGUACGGCGCUGGAGAGUGCGCGAGGAAAAGGAAGAGAGAGAAGGAAGAACCAACAGGAACACGAAGCCCAAGAAAGCUUCCAGUAAACAAGUGAGCUGGCUCCUCAGCCGGGACGGCGAUGUGAGCGUGACUAUAAUCGGAGAGGUGGAUGAAUUUAGGUCCUCCAAGGUUCUGCAGAACCACAUGAACAGACUCCUCAGUGAUAACAGGAACUGCAUCCAGACGGCGGACCUGCUGCCAGGAAGUGAUGCCCAGCAGCUCAGCAUCAAAGAUGACGCCAAGCUCCCUCUCACAGAUGUUAAUGAGGAUCCAGGUUCACCAAUCAACCAGUCAUCUGAGGAGGAGGUGGCGGACUGCAGCACUGAUGAGGACCCAAAGGACGACGACAGCUGCGGCAGCUCGGAGAACGUUAUUGAGCUGAACCUCGUCUACAGGCCGCAUUUUCGCAGAAGCCUGUUCCUACGAAGCCACCAGUCAGAAGCAAAGAGAGUCACUCCACAGGACGGAGAAACUCGGUGGCGCAGAGAGACGUCAGAAAACGAAGGUCGCGUGGCUGAUCUCAAGAAGGCGUUUGCGGACGAUGCCUGCAGCAAACCACCCGCCUGCAAAAAACCCCCUAUUCCUGUCAAACCGGCUCAUCUACAGAAAAGCAGCAAGGCGCUGGUCCAUUAAGAAGCCGCUGUGUCUCCACCCUGCCGUACGUCAACACACCCGACCCCUGAGGAGUGGGAGCUGACGCAAACGCCGCAGCUCAUUUGUACUCCUGCUUGAGGACCCAAGUGGGGGAUAAAUACACUGCAAAAAAACGUAAAGAAAAAAAAAAAAAAAAAGGACAAGUGUCCUUUUUUGAACUUUUUCAAGACCCAAUUUAAAAUUUCCACCUGCAGAUGAAGAAGUGUCUGUGGAGGGGAGAGAGACUGUGUACUUAAUGGGGGAAACUGAAAUUCAGACUCUUAUAUUUUGGCAGAGUCUGAUCUCGAUACAGACACUGAGGGGGGAAACGUCCGCAGGUCGCAGACACACUGCUGAAUGGAAAAACACAGUGGUUUUAUACUGGGAUGACCUAGGGCGAAGUUGGAAACCGAAAAGCAUCAAUCAGUCACAAAUAUUCAUCCAUGUUCAUAUGAGCACUGGACUUUUUCUUUUCAGCGGAUCCUGGGAAUGAAAUAAAACAAAUGGACUCACGGUGAAACGGACCUCUAGUACCUUUAUCCUUAAAGGGAUUUUAGACAAUUUAAUUACACAUCUCAACAUUCACAUGGGAACGCUCCCUUGCACUCGUUCGCUGACAAGCACUGACCUGCUCGUCAGGAGCCCUUGAGGCUCCAGAUAUAUUGCUCAAGAACUCGUGGAAAUUGUUAGAACAAAACCACUGAGCAGUUUCUGGACAGCAACGCCUCUUUGCUGAUUCUUAUUUCAUACUCUAUCGCAAAUGGCUUAAUGGUUCACGUUUGAGCUGCUACUCAGCCACAAGGGAAGUUGUUUAAUACAAGGUUAGCAAGAAACUGUCUUAAAUCUCACUAUCUUCUGACUCUGCCAACACGAGUUUGGCUACUCUGUCAAUUUCUGAAUUUAGCCCAGAAAAUAUGUCAAUGCGUUGGCCCGAUUGAUCAACUCUAAGCAUCUUUUCAACCAUAUUAUAAAAGAAUAGAUGUCUUUAUGUGUAACAAGUUUCAACUUCAACUUUUCAACCACAUUUUACUUUCAGAGAAAAGGUCGUUUAAAAAAAAAGAAGAAAAAAACUUUCAAUAGGAUAUCCAUUUCUCUGAAUUUGCUCAGUGGGGAAAAUUUCAGCAGCACUUUAGAUAUUGACAUUCCCAAAUAAAUAUUAUAGCUUUAAAUUUGCACUUUCUGGUGUCGUUUAGUGAGCCAAUCAACAUGUUAGCAAGCUAUGACGCCAUGACGGAAAAUGCGAUUUUCUGGAAGUGUUAGCAUGCUAACGCUAGCAUCAAGUGUUAGCUAAAUAAUACAGAAGGCCUGGGAAGCACAAAAGCAUGUGACAGUCGUUAAAAUUAUACAAAAUUUCCAUAAUAAAGUGGAUAUUAUCGAUUGGAAUAUAUGCCUGAGGAUGACUAUAUGUGAAAUAAGAGGAAGCCUACAUAUUUUGCUCAGCCAUCGUCACAUGUUAGCAUGCUAACGCUAGCAUUAAACGGCGGCUAAGUGAUACUGUGGGGUCUGGGAGGCACAAAGGCAUGUUGGCAUUGUUAAAACAGGACAAUCCUUAACACAAUGAAGUUGACUUUAUAGACUGGAAUACAUGCCUGAAGAUGCCUAUAUGUGAAACAAGAGGAAACUUACAUAUUUUGCACUAGGAUACCCUGAAGCUUGUGCUGCCUGAUCAGAUCUCUUCCACAUCUUCUUGAAUUCUUGAGCUAUUUUCAGUGUUUGUCUCAGGUGUGGCUACCACAAGCACAGUUUAAGUCGUCAGCAUCAUUAACAAAGAAACAGUUGUGCUGGGGUAAUAAAAAGGAGCUCAGAAAGAGAAGCAAACCUGUUUGCCUUAAAACUUGUUGAAUGUUUAAGCUCAUGAUACCUGCUUGUUGUCAUCCACUGAGAAGGAUUUUUGUCUUACAAGAAACUCUAGUCUCUAUGUAUUAAGAUGCAACGUUUUGUUUUAAUCCUGAACACCCACCUGUCAUACAGCUGUGAGUCAGACACCUGUAAUCAUGUGCUGCAGCAAGCGCGAGACAUGACACCUCCGAGCCAGCAGGGUGCCCCAGAGAGCUCACGACUUCACGUACAAACUAUAAUUAUCUGAAACCUCAAAAUUUGUAGUGAGAUUUAAAAAUCAAACAAAGAAACUAAUUGGGGGUGGUCGAACAGGUGUACCACAGGGUGAAGCUACAGUUCUGUUUAUUUUACGUUUUAAAAAAUGAAAAAUUUAAUUCCUAUCAUCCAAGAAAUAAAUUGCUUCUUGUAAUUUUUGUCGUAACAUGUUUUGUAAAUUCUGUAGAGUCCAACAGAACCCUGAGGGUGGACACCGUCACAGUCCAUCAGAUAUUAGAAGCUGUGAAAAACAUGAAGCCACACAGAACAGAAGCAAGAGUCUUAGUAUUUUAUGGUUUGUUUGAGAUGUAGUUACUACCUAACUUGUGGGUCAUGUGUUCACUUUACUUGGUCACCAAUUGAAUCCCUGCUCAUGCUGACUCUGCUGACUUUUCUUUUUCAGUUUUUUUUUUUUUUUUUUUGUAUUAUACCCAAACAUAAGUAUUUGUACUAUUUAUCUGUUGUCUAUGUGGAAAAAAAAGGAACAAAUUAUAAAACGUUGAAUUUA
Poecilia reticulata (guppy) is the source of this 3792-nucleotide messenger RNA. RefSeq lists its product as uncharacterized. Gene Ontology annotation, cellular component: cytoplasm. The record is from RefSeq and is a predicted model, not a curated record. Lineage: Eukaryota; Metazoa; Chordata; Actinopteri; Cyprinodontiformes; Poeciliidae.